ACAAACCUUUCGUCCAAACUAUUUAUUCAUUUGUAAAUAUAUUAAUUAUCCUCCCAAAACAAAAACAAUGCUACAUCUGGCCAAGGCAUUUUAUUUGUUUUUCCAAAAUGAAUCAACAAAAUUGAGUCACUGGCAAUGUUUUUUUGAAUUUUAUUUUACUUUUUACUUUUAAGUGUUCUGCCAAGAUUAGAGAUAAAAUUGUAUUUCCCCUAAACCUACUUUCUUGCUAAUAAUAAAUUAUACAGUAUGAAUUGGUAAACUUAUUGAUUUAAAAAAAAAAAGAUAUCAAUUGAAGUUCAAACUGAUUUAACAGCGUUCAAGCAUUUUACAGCCAUAGCAACAAGAAAUAAGCAUUUCACAAGUAGGUCAGAUGAAUAUCUCAUAAUGCCUUUCUCUCACCAUACUUUACAUCACGCUGUAUUUAUCUGUGUUUUUAAAAUGUUUUGUUUAAAUUAAGCAUCAGAGCAGACGAGAAGGACACUAACUGUAAAGGUUGCUGAACAGGUGUGGCUAGUUUGCACGCCCUGUUGGCAAACACUGUCGACACCUUCAGGCCGCCGGGUGUUAUUACAACAGGUGCUCUGUGGCUGCACAUGGUCCAACCCAUCUCAAGUGAGUCCUGCCCCUCUUGUCAACUGCACACUGAAGAUUUGAGUUCAUCCAUGCAGUAGCAGCAGAAGACCAGCAGAUUGGGUGUAAAUCGUUUUGCACAUACAAGAGGCCAACUAAAGCUCCAAGGUGUUUCCCAAUCCGUCCCCCACUGUAGGAGGGAGAGGAGGGCGACGAGGAAGGAUGAUCGACCUGAGCUUCCUGACAGAGGAGGAGCGGGGCGUCAUCAUGACCGUGCUGACGAGGGACGCCCAACUCAAACAGGCCGAGGAGCAGAGAAUCAGGAAACUAGAGAGCAUCCUGAGCCAAGGUUCAUCAUCAGACUCAAAGUUGAAGUACCUGACAGGCCAGUGGUUCUAUGAGGCCAAGUCUCGCAGACAUAUGGACAGAAUCCAUGGCUCCGAAAUCAUCCUGGCCUCCAUGAAACAGAGGAGAGCUUCAGAAGGUUCUUUUAGAGCCGAAAGGCCGAAAGCACCCGGCACUCCACGUUCUGGCGUGGAGACUCCACAGAAACCUGCCAGAUGUUUGGACAUGCCACAGGAACCAAAUAAUGCAAAGAAUGAAGAUCACACAUCAGCAGUCCAUUCUCCAAGAAUGGCAAGACGCAACCCUUUUAAUCGAGCUUCCCUCAUUGUUGUUGAGCCAACUGAAGAGGACUCUGAGACAGAGCCCAUCUCCCCCCUGAAGUAUCAGCAACCGGGUGGAAGCAGUCAGACAUCAGGGACCUCCGUGACAUCCGAGGGCUCCUCUGCAGGUUUCAGGCCCAUCCCUAAAAAGAGGUCAUUUGUCUUAAGGCGGACCCCCAUCCUGUCGGACAGCAAUGGCGUAGACUUGGACCCUCAACCGGUCUUGGCUGGGGUCGCCCCUGCCCCGAGACAGACCCUUAAUCAGGGCUCGAGUGGAAGCUCCAACAGAUCCAAGAGUGAGGCCGCGGUGUUGGCCCAUCAUUCUGCUUCUUCAGAGAUCCCCCAGCAGCUCCUGUAUGAUGACUCACAGGUUUUACCUCAUUCCAGUCUGGAGGGACACAGAAAGAAAUCUUCCAUUAUAGCAGACAGAGAGACAGCACAGAUGACCGAAGACAAUCCCACCCUAGGAGAGCAUUUGAAUGCAGGAAGAAUUCUGGAUCAUGAUCCAGUGAUUAGCGGCAGUGUGAUGUCAUCAGUGAAGGAGCCGGAAUGGCAAAGAACUGCAGGUGCAGACCCUCCAAUAUCCUAUGAUAUCAACUUUAUCGAGUCGUCCGAUCAGAAGACACAAAAGAGAUCCCAACAGAAACACUCUUUAAAGUUGACCAACCAGAGCUCCAGUCCCACUGGCAAUGACGAGGACUCCAUCGCAAAAGUGCUGGAGUGGUUCAACCGCAGCACCGACAGUAGCGACUGGCUGAAUAGGAAAGAUGGGCCGAAGGUCUCAAGGAAUACGGAGCGACACCAUGAGCCUGAUGCACAGGAAAGUGAGGAGAUCUUAAAGAAAGAAGUUGGAAGUAUUCAGGAGAAGGAAUCAGUUGAGAUUAUGAUAGGUCAGUCAGAAGGAACUGCCAGGGAGGUGGCGAGGGAUGUGAAAAAUGAUUACCAUGACAGCAACAACAUCGCCCAAAUGAAAUCAUUUUGGGAGAACAGCAACAAAUACCCCAAAACCAUUACAUCCAUGGUAUCUGGAGACAAAGCAGAGACAAGAGAAGGAAACGAUAAGACACCAAAUGUUCACUCUGGCGUAUUCAAUGGAAAAAUAAACAAUGUUGCAAAUGGAGCGGAUGGAAGUCAGCAUGUUGAACUGAAACAUGACCGAGAGUUAGACAGUUUCUACUUGGGAAACUAUGCAUACCCUGAUAGUUUGACUGUUCAUCCCCAAGUAGCUGAAAGAAAAGGUUCAGACGUUGAGCUGUUAUUUGUUGAGCAACUAGCGCCAAAGUCACCUCUGCAGACCAGUCUGGAGUUUAAAGGGCUCUCUUUGGUCCAACCAGACACCCUUUACCAGUCUACAGAUCCCCCAAGUCCAGAGUCAGAGAAUAUCAGUUUUUCCCAAAGUAUCCAGUUUGCAGACCUCAAGACAUGUGGAAAUAAUGUGGAGAACAUCUGCAAAACACCCAGGAGUUCCAGUGAGGACCAUGCUCAGUCACCCAAAAGAAAUAGCCCAAAUAGUCCUCAUUCUCAGAGACAAAACCAUCCCAGGCAUGAAAAUACCGCAGAGAAGAUCAAGCAACUAAAAUCUUUCUGGGAGCAGGAGACAAGCAAGCCCUUGUAUGAUGGCGGUAAACCCAAAGCCAUGCGGCGUACAAAGCUGAACAAGAGGUUAACUAAAUCAGAGUUCGACCUGCGGACCAUUGGCAACAAUUCAGGCAGCGAUGGAGAAGAUAGAAACGAUUUGACUGGUUUGCCUCUGAAUCAGAGAAUAGAUAAAAUGUCACCCACACUUGGCGGGAGCCGAGCACAAUUUAACAGUCUGCUGGAGUUCUGGGGUGAUGCCACCACAGACUGCAAGCUCAAAAGCCCCAAAAGACAAUUCAAUACUCCGCAACCACCUCAGGAGUUACGUUAUUCCGAGCCUGAGUCACGCUUGUCUUCCGUUGAAAUGUCUCACGAUAGACAGAUUGUGUCUGCGUUGAAAGCAGCGAACAAAAACAACCUGCCAGAGUUGGGCCCACCAAAGGAACCUAAAAAGAUAUUGAAAGACUCAAGUAGGGAAGACAGAGUCACAAGACCACCACCAACUCCUCCUAAGGAGGUUUGUUGUCCCAGGAGAAGAAAGGACAGCUUCAGCCAUUCCAGCAGUCGCAGCAGGUCUUUGCGCCGUGCUACCAGUAUGUUUGUGCUUGUUGAUCCAGAAGAACCAAGGCUUAAAAGCCUUGUCAGCCCUGUCCACUCCCAAAGCAGGAAGCAAAGUGUCGAUCGCUCUCAGAACAUCGGGCGAGCCUCGGACGGAACCGAGACCCUCCUUGCGAGGGCAUUCGUGCCCCGAGACUACAGCCACUACUUGGGGAUGGCCAAUGAGCCGAGCACCCUGGCACCCGACGAGGAGGCUUCUGAGGGCCUUAGCAGACCUGUGAGGACCAGCAUCCCCACAGACUCAGAGGAGCGAGGAUUUAAGAGGAGCACCAAGAUAAGUCCAUGCCACGUGUGGACAAAUUGCAACAGUACAGAUGUUGAUCCCCAGUCACCUGUAGGCAGCACAUCCGAAUCCUGGUUUAACACAAGGAACCCCUUGUUAUUGAACUGCAAAAGUGACGAUGACGAGGACAAUCCUGUGAGGAAAGCACUGCGGCGAGCAGAAGUCCGGCCUAAAGGUCUGGCUAAAAGUAUGGAGGACCUAGCAGGGUCUUUAUCAUCAAGACAAGAGAAAGGACAAGAGUUAAAGACAAACCUGAGGCGAACCAUUGACGGUCCCAUGAUGUCCCCUUCUUCACACUUGUUUUCAGACCAGGACCACCUGAAGAAGAUGAGCAAGUCUGUCCCCUUAGUCUUGCAGAGGGAGGAUGACAGCCACAUUUACGAGGACAUUUUUCAGCAUGGAAUAUACAUGAUGGACUCUUCCUCUAACCUGGCCUCUGUGUCACCUUUGCGCGGGAGCGCGAUGACUAUGUACAACGGUGACUUCGGUGGCGUCGAGGUGCAAGGGAGCAUCCAGUUCUCCAUCAACUAUGUUCAAAAGCUCAGGGAGUUCCACAUCUUCGUGGCCCAGUGCCGCGACUUGGCGGCCGUCGACCCCAAAAGAGGCCGCUCAGACCCCUAUGUCAAAAGCUACCUUGUUCCUGACAAAAUUCACCUGGGAAAGAAGAAAACGUCUGUGAAGAAGAAGACACUUAAUCCGACCUUUAAUGAGAUCCUCAGGUAUCGUGUUAGCAUAGGCUAUCUCAGGACGCAGACGCUGGUUCUCUCAGUGUGGCAUCAUGACACGUUUGGCCGGAACAACUUCUUGGGGGAAGCGGAUGUGGACCUCUCCAACUGGAACUUUGACCACACCCACAUGAACGACUUUGCCCUGAAACCCAGGUCAACAGCAACCUUAGCGCCCUCAAGUGGACAAGGAGAGAUGAGACUGGCUAUACGCUUCCUGCCUAAGGUCGUCCACAGUGAAGCUAAGGAAGCUCCCACCACAGGAGAGAUUCACAUUUGGGUGAAAGAAUGCAAGAGCCUGCCUUUAAUCAGAGCCACCAUCGACCCUUACGUCAAAUGCUUCAUGCUGCCCGACACGAGCCGCAAAAGUCGUCAAAAGACUCGCAUGCUGAGGAGGACGGCGGAACCCGUGUUCAACCACACUAUGGUGUACGAUGGCAUCAGAGAGGUGGACCUGGCCGAGGCCUGCGUAGAGCUCACCGUCUGGGACCGGGACAAGCUGGCCAGUAGCCAGCUGGGCGGACUCAGGCUCGGAGCUGGCACGGGAAAGAGUUACGGGUCAGCAGUGGACUGGAUGGACUCCACGCCCGACGAGGUGGCGCUGUGGGAGCGUAUGGUGGCGUCACCUAACGAAUGGGCGGAGGGUGUACUGCCCUUGCGCAUGCUGAACUCCGGCAAAACGGCUUUCAAAUAAGUACAAGUACAUUAAUUGUUAUUCCGCUUAAAAAAUAACAUUUGGAAAUUCAUGAGCCAAAAGCCAUAGUGACUUCUUGAUAUGAGGCUAAGAAGUCUUUUCUAUUAAUUUUUCAACGGGCCGAAGAUGAACAAAGAGAACAAUGAAGUGUCUAAUUUAAAAAAAAAAAUGGCUUACACAACUUAUUCAUUUUGGAUGUGUUAAAGUCAUUCACCACCGACAAAAAAGGUUUAAAAGGCCCAUUAGUACAUUUGAUGAAUGAAUGAAUGUCAUUGUCGCCUUUCUGUUACUGCAGCUUUCAUCAUGUACACGCUCAUUAAAUCCAGCAGUUAAGCAUCCUUUCACGUCAGCAACAAUUGGCUUUUUACAAGCAUGGUCAUAGUCAGAGGAUGAUAAGGUCCCACAUUACGUGUAUGCCAAAGGACAACCACUUGUGCAAAGACAAACAUGACAGACAAAUGUGGCCCUAACGGUCCUCAGAAUAGAAGCCAUAGGAAGAAUAGUAACCAUGACUCGGUUGUAUUCUUAUUUUAGAAAAGUAACAAAGACUUCUGAGACUUCCGUCUCCUAGUAAUACAAUAAACCAAACUGGAGAACCACAUUUUUGUGUCCUAAAAUUAGACGUUAGUUCUAGGGAUUAAAAAUAAAUAAGUUAUGUGUUAAUGAGAAUAAUAAAAAAAAAAUAAACAUAAUACAUUACUGAGAGGAUUUUUUUACAAAGUUAUACGGUAUGGAAAAAAAUAAACAGACGAUGUUACGCAGAAGAAUGUACAAAAAAUUAUGUUGUAUGCUACAAAGAAACAGAGGAAUACAAUUUAUAGGUUACUUAAAAUAUUUUAUUCAAAAAAAGUCACAAGUUGUACAGUAUGUUACUUAGAAUAAUUUAUAAAAAUAAGGAAAUUGUACACUACAUUGAAAAAUAAAAAAUAUAAAAGUUAUAGUUUACUUUUUUAUUUAACAAUUAAUUAAAACAAAUAAAAGUUACCUAAAAUAUAUUUUUAAUUAAGUUGUGCGCUACAUAGAAUAAUAGAAAAAAAACUAAAAGUUGUAAAUUACUUAGAAUAAUUGAUUUAAAAAAUAACCAAAAUUUGUACAUCAUCCAUCCAUAGAUUUUUCGUACUGCUUAUCCUCACUAGGGUCAUGGGCAUGCUGGAGCCUGUCCCAGCAGACCCUGAACUAGUCGCCAGCCAAUCGCAGGGCACAUAUAAACAAACAACCAUUUGCGCUUACAUUCACACCUAUGGACAAUUUAGAGUCUUCAAUAAACCUACCAUGCAUAUUUUUGGGAUGUGGGAGGAACCCACAGUAACCGGAGAAAACCCAUGCAGGCACGGGGAGAACAUGCAAACUCCACACAGGCGAGGCCGGAUUUGAACCCGGGUCCUCAGAACUGUGGGGCAGAUGUGCUAACCAGUCGUCCAUCGUGCCGCCAAGUUGAACAUCACUUUGAAUUUUUUAUUUUUUUUUAAUAACCAAAUGUACACCUCAUGAAUCACUAAUAAAAAAAAAAAAGUUUAACAUUGGAAUAAUUUCGGGAAAACUAAUAGUGUGGUGGGACGGUGGGAGACUGGUUAGCACAUCUGCCUCUCAGUUCUGAGGACCCGGGUUCAAAUACGGCCUCGCCUGUGUGGUGUUUGUAUGUUCUCCCCGUGCCUGUGUGGGUUUUUUCCGGGUACUCCGGUUUCCUCCCACAUCCCAAAAACAUGCAAGGUAGGUAGGUUAAUUGAGGACUCUAAUUUGCCUGUAGGUGUGAAUGGUUGUUUGUUUUUAUGUGCCCUGCAAUUGGCUGGCAACCAGUUCAGGAUGUACCCCGCUUCUCGCCCAAAGUCAGCUGAGAUAGGCGCCAGCACACCUGCAACCCUAGGGAGGAAAAGUGCUUUGGAAAAUGGAUGGAUGGAAACACAAGUGUAUUCUACUUAGAUAUUAUUUUUUAAAUAAACAAAAGUUGUACAUUACAUCGAGAUUUUUUAAAAGUUGUACUUUACAAAGAAUCAUUUAGAAAAACUAAAACCUGGGUGUUAGGUAAAAAAAAAUUAACAAAAGUUGUGCAAUAGAAUAAUUUUGAAAAAAUAAAAGUUGGAUGUUACUUAGAUUUUUUUUUAAUAGCCAAAAGUUGUACAUCACUUCAACGUUAAUCUUACUCAGUGGGAUUUUAAACAGUUAACUGUUAUGCAGAAUUAAAGGGUGAAAAAAAACUUCCGAUCAUGAUGUUGAAAACCUGUACUUUUACCCUUCUGGACCUUGGUUAAUAUUUGACCCUGGCUAUGGCCCUGUUUACAAGCCCUUCUACUACCCAAGCUCAUGGUAAUAUUACUACAUAUUGUUGCUUUAAUAUAUUCAUGAUUAAACUAUGUUAUGCAUGUAUCCGAAAUUCUGAAAAUGUUGCUAUUUACUCAAAUAGUCUGCAAGCUUUCCUUUUCCCAACAACAUUAUUUUAGCUGCAGUAUUUUUACUCCAAUGGUUGAAUGUUGCUGCGAAUGGCUGGCGACCGGUUCAGGGUGUACCCCCCUCCCUGCCCAAUGACAGCUAGGAUAGGCUCAAGCAGCCCGCGACCCUAGUGAAGAUAAGCGGUAAAGAAAAUGGAUGGAUGGUUGAAUGUUGACUGCAUGCCUGUUAUGUGAUGCACUUAAAUAAAACUACGCGUGACAAAAAAAAAUGCAGUCUCACUAUUUUGUGCCUAUGUUGGCUAUUU
Molecule: messenger RNA, 7825 nt
Organism: Phyllopteryx taeniolatus (common seadragon)
Lineage: Eukaryota; Metazoa; Chordata; Actinopteri; Syngnathiformes; Syngnathidae
Gene: sytl2b
Product: synaptotagmin-like 2b
Exons: 21
Coding region: 793-5133 (1446 amino acids)
Biological process (GO): intracellular protein transport; exocytosis
Cellular component (GO): plasma membrane; exocytic vesicle
Molecular function (GO): small GTPase binding; neurexin family protein binding
Source: RefSeq, a predicted model, not a curated record